Humulus lupulus (European hop) is the source of this 2072-nucleotide messenger RNA. RefSeq names its product sorting nexin 2B-like. Gene Ontology annotation, molecular function: phosphatidylinositol binding. NCBI's taxonomy places the organism in Eukaryota, Viridiplantae, Streptophyta, Magnoliopsida, Rosales, Cannabaceae. Bases 177 to 1679 code for a protein of 500 amino acids. The record is from RefSeq and is a predicted model, not a curated record. The transcript has 5 exons.
GCAUAUACGCCGGGUUGAAUCGCUACUCAAGCCACUCGUUCACUGCCGUGUAGUGUAAUCCAACUUAGUUCAUCUUCCACUUCCAUAACUCGCAUUUCCUUCUCCUCAGUUUUGAUCAGAGUCCUCGUAAUCCUCUGCGCGCGUUAGCAAAUCCAAUUUUGAAAAAAUAGUGUAUAAUGGAAUACCUUCACGAGUCCCAAGAUGAAAUGGAAUCCUUACCCCUCGACGAUGGCCCAUCUCAGCCGUCCGUAUCGGGUUCGGGUGUUAUGGACCGGCGGAGCUCCGAAUCGACUGUCAACUCUAUACUCGACCCACCUUCGUACGCCGACGCCAUAUUCAUGUCCUUCGACUCAUCAUAUUCGGGAAAUGGACAUCGAAGUCCCCGAUUCGGAUCGAAAUCGGACUCGGACGGCGGAUCCGAGUUCUUGAAAGUAUGGGUUUCAGAGCCCCGAAAGGAGCAUGAACUAGCCAAUGGGUUGGUCCCGGGUGGAACCACUUUCUACACGUACUUGAUCACGACGAGUACGAACAUGCCCGAAUACGGCGGACCCGGAUCGGAAUUCAGUGUGCAGAGGCGUUUCAAGGAUGUGGUGACUUUAUCGGACCGGUUGACGAAGUCGUACAAGGGGUACUUUGUUCCAGUACGGCCUGACAAGGGCGUGGUGGAGAGCCAAAUGAUGCAAAUGGAGCACUUUGUUGAGCAAAGAAGGGUUGCGUUGGAUAGGUACUUGAAGAGAUUGACGGCGCAUCCAGUGAUUCGCAAGAGUAAGGAGCUGAGAGAUUUUUUGGUGGUUCAGGGGAGGCUGCAGCUGGCGAAUAGCCUAGACAGGUCGAGCGAGGUGAUGGGGCAGACGGAGGUGGCUGUGCAACCUCCUAAGGCCGGCAGGGACUUGUUGAGGAUGUUCAAGGAGUUAAGGCAGUCGGUGGUUAAUGAUUGGGGCAGAGUCAAACCUAUGGUGGUUGAGGAAGAUACGGAUUUCUUGGAGAAGAAGGAAUGGCUUCUUGAGUAUGAGCAACACCUUAGCAAUCUAUCUGUACAGGCUGAGUCUCUUGUAAAAGCUCAACAAGACAUUGGAGAUACAAUGGGGGAUUUGGGAUUGACAUUAGUGAAAUUAACCAAGUUUGAGACAGAAGAAGCCGUGUUGGACUCACAGAGAGUAAGAGCUACUGACAUGAAAAAUGUGGCAACUGCUGCUGUCAAAGCAAGUAGAUUAUACGGGGAGUUGAACACGCAAACAGUCAAGCACUUGGAUAAACUCCAUGAUUAUCUAGGAAUAAUGUUAGCUGCAAACAUUGCAUUUUCAGAUCGAUCUAGCGCUUUACUUACAGUUCAGACUCUAUCAGCUGAGUUAGCUUCCUUGCAAUCUAGGAUUGAGCAGCUUGAAACUGCCUCGUCCAAAAUAUUUGGUGGGGACAAAUCAAGGAUGCUCAAAAUAGAGGAGUUAAAUAAGACUGUCAGAGUUACUGAGGAUGCUAAAUCCUGUGCAGUCAGGGAGUAUGAACGGAUUAAGGAAAAUAACAAAACUGAGCUUGAAAGGCUUGACAUAGAAAGACACAACGACUUCAUGGGCAUGGUGAGAGGAUUUGUUCUUAAUCAGGCAGGAUAUGCGGAGAAGAUGGCCAAUGCAUGGGAAGAACUAGCCCGGGAAACUAGUGGAUACAUUAAAGAUGGUAGCUGAGAACUCAACUGUGAAUUUUUUGUUUUUAGCUUUCUCUUUCCGUAAAUGUACAUAGGCAAAAAUUGAAGCUGACAACACCGUUGUGAUAUACGACAUGUGCUGACAAGAAUCAUUACCAAUUAGAUAGAAUUGAAGCUGACAACACCGUUGGUAGCUGAAGGAACCCCUUCAUUCCAUUUUCAGAACAUUCUUUAGUUGACGACUACGGGAUUGACAUGCCUUGUUUUGUUACCAAUUAUAAUGUCAAAGAAAACUUAGCAAAAUUCAAACUUGACCAUAUACUGCAUUAUUAUUUGAUACUUUUUGUAAGAUUCAAUUGCAGUAUUUUAGUUAUCUCAAGAACCAUGCCGUUAUGUACUUAUUUAAAGGCGAAAUUGAAGUUCGGUUUUACCA